GCCCGGAGGCGGGACUUAGCGUGACUGCCUGAAAGGCAACAUUGCCUGAGUCGCCAUUGAGAGCGAGCUCGGAUAUUUGCUAUAGUAGGGAUUAUCCGUUGACUGCUAACCAGAGUUUACUAUUACUGAGACGAGGAGAAAAGGACAACACUACAUACCACGGCUUCAGGGCAAAUAAACGUAUUUGAUAGGUUUAGAUUGAUCGCUCAUGAUGAUCGGGUCAUAUUAAAUGAAUGAUAGGGAUUUAGUCAUCCUUUUUAAAAGGGCGGAAGUCUGGUUAAAGUCAUUAAGGGCAGAAAGCAGGGUAUAGAAAAGAUUUCAACAUUUAGACAACAAGGAGUUUGGAAAGGAGAUGGGGAAUUGUCUGAAAUCUCCCACUUCGGAUGAUAUCUCCUUGCUCCACGAAUCACAGUCAGACAGGGCCAGUUUCGGUGACGCCAACGAUCCGGAUCAGGAGCCACCACCUCCAUAUCAGGAGCAGAUCCACGUGCCUGUUUAUCACCCCACUCCCAGCCAGGCCCGGCUGGCAACCCAACUGACCGAAGAGGAGCAGGUGCGGAUCGCUCAAAGGAUCGGCCUCAUCCAGCAUCUUCCCAAAGGUGUCUAUGAUCCAGGCAGUGACGGCACUGAGAAGAAGAUUCGAGAGUGUGUGAUCUGCAUGAUGGACUUUGUGUAUGGAGACCCCAUCCGGUUCCUCCCCUGCAUGCACAUCUACCACCUGGACUGCAUAGAUGACUGGCUGAUGAGGUCCUUCACGUGUCCCUCCUGUAUGGAGCCUGUAGAUGCUGCCUUGCUCUCGUCUUACGAAACUAACUGACUGCUGCCUGCACUGAUCCCCGCCCCACAUACACACACACACACACACACACACAAAACCCUUGAGUCCUGUCCUCACAUGACCCCUUUGCAUAAAGAGACGAACUGUCCACUAGACUGCGGCAUGGGAUGGUGUUCCUGUGGCAUCGUGGGAUAAAGGAGGCAACAGUGAUAAUUAAACCUCUCCUGCAUGGUCCUGCUGGACAGGGAAAUCUGCAGGAGCCCUUUUGCACCCUCA
Molecule: messenger RNA, 1054 nt
Organism: Carassius carassius (crucian carp)
Lineage: Eukaryota; Metazoa; Chordata; Actinopteri; Cypriniformes; Cyprinidae
Gene: rnf11b
Product: ring finger protein 11b
Exons: 4
Coding region: 353-817 (154 amino acids)
Source: RefSeq, a predicted model, not a curated record